AGGAUUUUUUGUGAGCCAGUAGAAGCGCCGGUCUAGUUUUUAAGUUCGUUUUGGUAAAAAUCUCAGUUUCCCUCCAAACUUUUCAUUCUAAAUUUGAAUCUUCCCUCUUCAUCUUCUUCCUCUCGCCACCACGGACGGAUCUUCUCGAUUCCUCUGGUUUCACGACUUUGAUUUAGGGUUUCCUUUUCCGAUUUGGUUUUUGUAGGAGUCUCUUUUGUGUGAGGAGUAUGAAGCGUAAAAGAGGACAUAAGAAAGGGAAGAAGUCUAAAAAGUCCAAGUCUGUUACUGAACAAGGGGAUUUGAUUGAGUUAACCGAAAACGCGGAGGAACGAACCUCAGAGCAGAGUUCUGAAGGUCCUGUUGAGUGUGAGAACAGUGAACAUGAAUCUAAAAUGGAGGUUGAUGGACCUUCUUCUACUGGGAGUGGUAAUUCACCUGUUGCUGGGAGUUUAGAUCCAGCUGAUAACAUUGCGGCUGUCAAGUCAGUUGCGCGUGUUAAGGUUAAACUGAAGACUUCGAAACCACCAGAAGCUGAUGAGACGUUGCGUGGCGAUGAUAGUGGUAAGAUUAGUUCUCAGGCGGUGUGUGAAAAGCCUGCGGAGAAAAAGGAGGAAUUGGUUCCGGGUUUGCCUGAGAGAAGGCCGGUGUUUCUGAAUGUUUAUAGGAAAACUAAGGGUAUAAAGAUUAAGUCUUCGAAAGCGGUAGAUGGGUCUAGCUCGAUUACUGAGAAGAGUGCGGAUGCUGUUAAGGUUCAGGAUGCAGUAGUAGUUCAAAAGGAGACGAAAAAGGCUGAUGAGAAUCCUCAAGCUAGUAAGAAAGAGCCAGAAAGAACACCAAUUUCUUUGCAGAAAGAGGAGAAGAAGACUGAUCAAAAUUCACGAUACAAUAAGCAAGAACUGGAAGAUUCUCUUACAGUGAUUAAGAAGAUAAUGAAGAUGGAUGCUGCUGAUCCCUUUAAUGUUCCUGUGAACCCUGAAGCUCUUGGGAUUCCUGACUAUUUUGAUAUCAUCAAGACACCUAUGGAUUUUGGAACAAUAUGCAAUAAUUUUGAAAAAGGCAACAAGUAUAUGAAUUCUGAAGAUGUUUACAAGGAUGUCCAGUACAUUUGGAAUAACUGUUCCAAAUACAAUAAGAAAGGUGAUUAUAUAGUGGAUCUGAUGAAGCGAGUGAAGAAAAAUUUCAUGAAGUACUGGACUGCAGCAGGGUUGUACACUGAGCAAUCAGCAGAAAAUACUGAUGAUGGUGGGAAGGCAUCCAGCAAAGGCAGUCAAUCAAAGCAGAAGAGCCAUAAACGCCAUGGACGGCACCACAAGAGCGAUUGCAUGUGUGCGAUAUGUGUUUUAAAGCGACGCAAAAGAGAACGUGAACGAGAUUCUCAAGGACAUUCUGGAGCACAAGAGGAAUCUUCACCUGCGGGAAGUCCAUCUGUGGAUAAUUCAUCAAUAAACAUGGGUGAUGAGCAGGACAUGGAUAUUGAUGUUAACAACAAAACUAAACAAGAAAAAACCGAAAUCGUGGAACUAGAUAGUCCAGUGUCAAAAAGACAGAGAGUAAAUGAGAAACACGACGUGGAGGAGGAAGAGGAAAAUGUUGAAGUGGAGAGUGAAAAUAAAACCGAAGCUAAUGUAGAGGAUAAGACUCAAUCGAUUGAUAGAUUAACAGAAGAGACUGACGAUGAGCCUGUGUCUAGUGCUGCGGAGAAAUUGGUUACUUUAGCUUCUGUUGAAGGUCCAAAAUCGACUCAGAAUGAGGAAGAAGAGAAGGAAAAACAACUCCAAAGGCAAAAGAAACGGCAGGAGUUGGAGCGAAAAGAAUGGAGAAUGAAGAUGCAAGAAAAGUUCCAAGUCAGAAACCCACAGCUUCUAAGUCUCUGUGAAACUCUCUUCCCUAAUGACAACAACCACAAUUCCGUGUGGAACGGACCUCACUCACUGUUUAAACGUCGAGGAGGAGGUCCAAAUCGUAGUAGUGCUUUACACAAAGCAGUUGAGGCAUUGAUGAAGUAGUAGUAAGGAUUCAAAAUGUAUCAUAAGUGUUAUAGCUAUUGUUUUUCGUUUUGCCUGUUAUAGGAUAUGUUUAUUACAUUCAACACCAAUCACAAUCACCAUAAGCAUCUUUGUCAAUGAAAACAGAAACAUAAAACUGUUGAUCAAUGUUAAGAGUUAAGACAAA
Messenger RNA from Capsella rubella, 2172 nucleotides. RefSeq names its product bromodomain-containing protein 3. The record is from RefSeq and is a predicted model, not a curated record. Gene Ontology annotation, molecular function: protein binding. The transcript has 8 exons. NCBI's taxonomy places the organism in Eukaryota, Viridiplantae, Streptophyta, Magnoliopsida, Brassicales, Brassicaceae. Bases 228 to 2006 code for a protein of 592 amino acids.